Messenger RNA from Stylonychia lemnae, 1653 nucleotides. The record is from the annotation of a GenBank genome assembly. Lineage: Eukaryota; Ciliophora; Spirotrichea; Sporadotrichida; Oxytrichidae.
AUGGUAUUGAAAAAUGAGUAUUUAACUUAAAAUAUAGAGGGAGUGGUCUAAAUUUAAUAUUUCUCAGCAAGCAAGGAUGAUGAGCAAGCGACUGAUUCAGAAAUUGAUAAAGCAAGCGUUAUCAUUUUAGUUUAUGAUGUAAAUAACCUCGAAUGCAUGAAGAGACUCAGAAGUUAUUGGAUGCCAAGAAUAAUCAAGAUAAAUGAUAAAAUACCAAUUAUUUUUGUCGGAAAUAAAAUGGAUUUGAGAUCGUCGCAUGUUGAUAAUAAUGAUCUAGAAUCAACUCUCUCACCUUACUUUAUGGAAUUCAAGCAGGUAGAAAUGGGUUUAGAGUGCUCUGCUAAGGGCUACAUGAAUCUUAUUGAUGUUAUUUAUUGUGCAUAAAGGGCAGUAUAGUUCCCUAUUUCACCUCUAUUCGACUCAAUUUCAAAGUAACUCAAACCUGAAUUUGAGAAAGCGCUACUCAGAAUAUUCAGAAUAUGUGAUGCUGAUUAAGAUGGAUUCCUAAAUGAUAAUGAGCUGCAAGAGUUUUAGAACUAAGUUUUUAAAGCUGAACUCUAGAAAAAACACAUUACAGCUCUUAAAGAGGUCUUAAUCCUUGAAUGCGAAGACUAUGAUGAAACAUCAUCUCUGAAAGGCGUCAAUAUUGAAGCAUUCAAAGCUCUUUAAAAGGUAUUAAUCUAAAAAUUGAAAUAACAAACUUGUUGGUCAAUAUUAAGGCACUUUGGAUAUGAUGAUAAAUUGUUAAUUAAGUAGAAUCUGUGGGAUGAUGGGUCUGUGAAGGAUGAAGACCUUGAUAAUUGUAAAAGUGUUGAACUGUCGAAAAGUUCUUGGUAGUAUCUCCAUAAGAUUUUUGAAUGCUUUAAAGUACCCUUAACUAGCAAGCUAGAUGAAGGAGCGCUUGAAAAAAUAUUUGCCACAACAGAAAAUGGUAUCCCUUGGAAGGUUAAGUAUGUUACAAACUACGAAAACGGAAUAAGUCUAGAUUAAUGGAUUGCAAUGUGGCAAAAAUUCUUCAGUCAAAGUCCCAAAACAGCUUUCAAAAAUCUAGUUUACCUUGGAUUUUAGGAAAGAUUUAGAGAUGCUGUUUAAAUUUAUAAAUAUAAGGAGAGCGAUUUACUCAAACCAUAAAAUAAGAGAAAAGUAUUCAACUGCUAUGUUCUGGGAACACAAUACUGGCCUUAAAUGCUGGAUCAUAUGAUCUAAUCGCAAGUUGAGUAAUAAGAAAAGGAUGCACCUGAAAGAUCAAUUGUGAAAGUAAUUACAGAUCAAAACAAUUUAAAAAGAAAUCUAAUUGUAAAAACUGAUAAGGACGCCAGAGUGCAAGAUUAGCAAUCUAAUGUGUAAUCUUUUGUAAAAAAGCUUGGUGUUGAAAUACUAUAAGAUUUUACAGUGCAAAAAGAGGCUGAUUAAAGAAGAAUUAAAGAGUUAGAAGAACUUUUACUUUCGGUAGUUAUUGAACCAAGCAGAGGAAUCAGCACUUAGGGUCAAGAGAUGAUAAGAAAAGCCAAGGGCUCUGACGAUUCUUGGCUCACUAUUAAUUCAGCUACUGGUGUCGCGAGUGCUUUAGUAUUUAUAAUAGGUGCUGGGAUAGCUGGUUUGUAUUAUACAGGCAAAAUUAGCUUCUCCUUUGCUUCUAAAAGUUCAAAAUGA